GUCACAGUAGCAGGUUAGCAUGUUGUUCUUGCUCUUAUUGGUCUGAUCUCUACAGAAGCACUAUGCUUGUUUUUUGAAAUUAUUUUUAAUCCCAGUCCAACAGGCCGGAGAUGAUAACACACUUUCAGCAUUUAUGAAACGCUACCAAACAGCAAUCAAACCGAUAGCCAUAAAAGGCCCCGGUAAGGUGGAAUCCGAUUGGUUGACCCACAUUCUAACGUCACUCGGAGGCUCUGAUUGGUCAGCGGGGAUUUGUUUUGCACUACCCAGACUUCCUCCUAUGCGUGUUUUCAUAAACAAAUCGCAUUUUUCCUCCCGCCGAGGUCGCUGCUUUCGCUCCUUGUCAGCCUGCCAGCUUUGUCGGCGUCCAGCUCCACUUUUAAAGAAGGUCGUUGCGGAACUUUGAGCGCUGGUUCUGGUUCAAAAAAACAAAAGAGAGACGCGGUUUUUCAGCUGCCGGCCACACCAGUCCGCUGUCUAGACUGUGAGGAGCUUCGGUGUUUUUAGACAUGGUGAAGCUGACAAAAGCCAAGACGUUCCAGGCCUAUCUGGACUCCUGCCACCGCCGUUACAGUUGUGUGCACUGUCGCGCCCAUCUGGCCAAUCAUGACGAUCUUAUCUCCAAGUCUUUCCAAGGCAGCCAGGGCCGAGCCUACCUCUUCAACUCUGUGGUCAAUGUCGGCUGCGGCCCUGCUGAGGAAAGACUGCUGCUCACGGGACUUCAUGCAGUGGCCGACAUCUACUGCGAAAACUGUCACACCACGUUGGGCUGGAAAUAUGAACAAGCCUUUGAACUGAGUCAGAAGUACAAGGAGGGGAAGUACAUCAUCGAGCUGUCCCACAUGAUAAAGGACAACGGUUGGGACUGAGAGGGAAAUCUUCGUCUUUCGUCAUGACUUUUUCACAAGUUGCGAAAACGGUUCCAGUGUAGCUUCUUCAUCCCACGUUUGAGCCAUCGCUGUGCCACACUUUCACUUCAUACAGCUUUGCCAAGAAUAGCAUGUGAUGCCUUAUCUUUAUCUGUUCUUCGUGUUUUGUUUCGUUUUUUUUCAGCAACCACGACAACACAUUUGCUGAUAAUGCUGUCCUAAGUGCUAGUUGUGCAGGAGGACAUGGACUGAAUGAGUGCGGGGUUUGCGUGUGAAAACUUGGGAGUUGUAGUCACACGGGGCACCAGCUGGUGUUACGUUUUGAGCACGCGUAUUAGUGAUUAAACCACUGAGACGGCCUCGCCCUGUGGUGGGCAGGCCCGUGCAAGUCAAAUAAUCUGAUCUUCUUAAACACUGGAUGCAGGUAUUUGGGUUUUCCUUUUGACUUUAAGGUGCAUAUUUAGAUGUAAAUGACCCAAAUUGAGUGAAUUAUUUAGGCUUGUUUAAUCCAGAGAUCCCUUCUUUUUUGAUGUGAGGGUAUGGGAACGCUUAGAGAAGCGAGAUGGGCUUUUUUAUGAGUUAAUGUUUUUAAGAUUAGUAAAACUUUUUCAUAUUUUGCCCAAAAAGCCCACAAAAGUCUUGUAAUUCGUAACCUGGGGUAAGUCUUCCGCUUGAAGGUAUACCUUUUAGUGUGUGUUCGGGUGAGAGUGUGUAUGAGUGCAGUGUUUGCUCAUAAGUCUUAAGCUGGAUAGUGUUGAGAAGCAUUAAUCUGGAGUUGAUUCACAUUUAGAUUUUCCACUGCACAUUCGGGAUAUCUUCACUCUUAAUGCGGAUCCUUCAUAUGUUUGUGUAUGACCUAACACUAAAGCAGCCCUUAGAUUUCCUAGAUUGUGCUAGAGCAGAGUGUGAUUUGGGUAAUGUAGCAUAUUUAUGGUGAUUUUUUUUUUUUUUAAUGUCUGCUUCUUUCAUUAAAGUGUUUUUUAUUUUAACCUGAUAUUUCAUUAAAAUACAGAAUGCCAGUAA
Messenger RNA from Oreochromis aureus, 1892 nucleotides. It is a transcript of the gene ypel3, whose product is annotated as yippee-like 3. The transcript is spliced from 6 exons. The record is from RefSeq and is a predicted model, not a curated record. The coding region runs from base 510 to 869 and encodes 119 amino acids. Lineage: Eukaryota; Metazoa; Chordata; Actinopteri; Cichliformes; Cichlidae.